GAGUCAAAAUUGAGAUUUAAAUAACAGCUUCACAUCGUUGUCGACCGAAUCUCCUGGUGCAUUUGCAUUCGCAUAAACCCCGCGAAAUUCACUCCCUCAAUCCAGAACCCCCGAACCCUCCGCCCGCCGCCGCCGCCGCAGCAGCAAUCGCCGUCGCCAUGGCCAGCCUCGCCGCCCCUUCGGUCUCCAUCAAGCAACCACCAUCUCUCAUUCUAUCGCCGCCGCAGCAGAUGCCCCCACCUUCCAGGCACCAAGGACUCAGCUUCACCACCACGCGCCACCGCAAAAUUUCUUAUUCCGCUCACCCCAAAACGCCCCUGGCAAUCUCCGAAAAGAUCUCGCCGUCCUCCAUCAAUUCGUCGCCUUCCGGCAGGAACAAAAAUCCAAUUGUAGUUAUCGAUAAUUACGACAGCUUCACGUAUAAUCUAUGCCAAUACAUGGGAGAGCUGGGCUGUGAAUUUGAGGUAUACCGAAACGAUGAGCUUACCGUUGAUGAGCUAAAAGGGAAAAAUCCAAGAGGUGUAUUAAUAUCACCCGGACCUGGUACACCUCAAGAUUCAGGAAUAUCACUGCAGACAGUGCUGGAACUUGGACCGAAAGUACCAUUAUUUGGUGUGUGCAUGGGAUUGCAAUGCAUUGGGGAAGCUUUUGGAGGGAAAAUUGUACGGUCUCCUUAUGGAGUUGUGCAUGGAAAAAGUUCUCUAGUAUAUUACAAUGAGGGUGAGGAAGAUGGCUUGUUUGCAGGCUUAUCAAACCCUUUUACUGCAGGUAGGUACCACAGCCUUGUGAUUGAGAAGGAAAGUUUUCCAAGCGAUUUUCUCGAGAUAACUGCAUGGACAGAAGAUGGGUUAGUUAUGGCUGCUCGUCACAAAGUACACAGACAUCUACUGGGUGUUCAGUUCCACCCAGAAAGCAUCAUCACUAGCGAAGGAAGGACGAUAGUCCAGAAUUUCAUCAAGCUGAUAGAAAGAAAAGAAGCUGAAUCCAACAUUCCAUAGUCGAUUUUUGAAUGAAGGUUGAAACGAAACCUCUUGAGAAAAUGACUUCCUUCUCUGCUGGAGACCGAGAGGAAUCUCUUGAGAAAAUAAUAAUAAUAAUAAUUCGAUGGGUUUAAAAAACAGUGAAAUAAGCUGAUGAGAAGGUGCAGUAGUCAUUUAAACAGAGGACAAUAAAUCAACAAACGUGUGUGGAUUGCUUAGCUUCGUUGUUUUAUUACAAUUUUGUUAUUACUUGAUGGGGUUAUUUUUUUUUUUUUUU
Molecule: messenger RNA, 1257 nt
Organism: Erythranthe guttata (spotted monkey flower)
Lineage: Eukaryota; Viridiplantae; Streptophyta; Magnoliopsida; Lamiales; Phrymaceae
Product: anthranilate synthase beta subunit 2, chloroplastic
Biological process (GO): L-tryptophan biosynthetic process
Cellular component (GO): cytosol
Molecular function (GO): anthranilate synthase activity
Source: RefSeq, a predicted model, not a curated record